Molecule: messenger RNA, 5314 nt
Organism: Caenorhabditis angaria
Lineage: Eukaryota; Metazoa; Nematoda; Chromadorea; Rhabditida; Rhabditidae
Source: the annotation of a GenBank genome assembly
AUGCGAAAAAUCAAAUCGUCGAGUGGAAAUAAGUUGCAGAUUCCUAGAAUCGAGGUUAGUUUUUAAAGGGGGAGAGGGUUUGGGUCAAAAAUUGGAUAACACGUUCAGUCUCAAUUGAAAAUCCUAAUCUUUAAUUUAUUUUACCAAUCGUCUUGAGAAACUUAUUUGUAUUGUCAAAAUUUGUAUGAAUGCUGAAAAAAAAAAUCAUUUUUUUGGACUUUCUCUAUUUUAUUAUUGGUAUCUGGAAUUUCAUCCAAUAUUUCAGAACUUGCUUCAAAAAACACAUAGACAUUUUGGUAUUUUCAUAAAAUGCUUGAGACAAUAUUUAUUUGUACCAUUAAAAUGUGGAUGACGCUGAUUGAUUACUGUAGAUAGAAUUAAAAAAAAAAAAAGCAAAAACAAGAAUUUUUCAGUUGAGAAAGUUCGGGGGUUCAGGUUUCUUGACUGAGAUUUUUGAAAAAUGAACUCGAAGUGAACAUUUUUCUAGAAUUUGAGAAUUGCAGGGAUUGAAAAACAAAAGAUUAUUUGAGGAACUUCGCCAGGAAAAAUUUUGAUUCUUAUCCAAAACUGAAUAAUUAAUUACAAACUUGCACAUUUAUUGUUAUAAAAUGAAGUUCAAAAAGUUCAUCUACCUACUUCAAACUUUGAAUUACCCACUCAAAUAUAAUUAUUUUAAAUCGCUCCAAUUUUCACUGAACUCAAUCAAUCUUUUCUUGUUUCACAAAAACUUUUCAACCAAUGCAGACUUUUUAGUAACAUUCUAGACGUAUCCUUAAAGUAGUUGCACUUUUUCUCCACUUCUCGGAUUAGUGCAUUUUUUUGUUCGGUCUAUAAAUUACUCCGAGUAAUUAGAUUUUUUCUCAAUAUCGGAAACUUGGAAUCAAUUGGUUUUUAUUUUUCACUUCCAGAUUCUGACUUGUGGUCUAAAAAUAUGUUUUUGAAUAGAAAAACCAGUUCAAUGUUUUUGAAAUCAAACAUUAGUCACGUUUUUUCGAUAUAUUUUUUUCGAAAAAUAUUUUGGCAAAGUGUUGUUUUCAUAUAAAUAUUCCCAGGUGUGCUCAUUGAUUUCUAAUUUUCUCGAAAACCAAAAAUAAAUAUAGGAAAGUCCUAAUUUUGUUGUUGAUCAACAACCAAGUCCAUCCAUCUAUUGUUGACUUCUGAACUUGUCCAACAAAUUCAAUUUUCCUCGUUUUAUAUUCAUUUUUAUUUUAUUUCUUCUCAAAGAAUUUUUUCGAAAUAAAAAUAGAAACCUGUGAGUUGAGUCACAAAAAUGUUACACUACAUAUUGUGUGUGUGUUUUUUUUUGCGAAAAUGUGGAAAUUUUAAUGCAUUUCCGGUGUUCAACAAAAAAUGCAAAACAAUUUUCAAUUUGCUUAAUGCAAUUUAUUUAUCUUAUUUUCUUCCCGGUUCAACAGAAAUACUGAUUUAAUAGUACAUUUUUUACAAGCCAUCAUGUUCAUUCUUGAGGAUCUAUUGGAAUUUUCAGAAAGUUAUUUUUGGAACUUUGUUUUGAAGUUUGAAACUGAGAUCGCACUUUGUUUUUUUUUAAUUAAACAUUUGAAAAGACUUUGUAGUUUGAACUUUUUACUAUAUUUUCUCUGAAAAAUUCCAAAUUCAAAGUCCAGGUGAAAAAAAUGUAUUAUCAUUCAUUUUAUAUUUAAUCUGAUCUUACAAUAAUUUCAGUAGCUUCAGUUUUCAAAGAAAAUAUUAUUUUUCAAUAGAAAAGGUGAUAACUUCGAAGGCCUCUUGAAACUUACAAUACUAGUUUUGUCACGGUAUAACUUUUUUUGUGAAAAUUCCCCGGAAAAUAAAAUGUUCAUUCUCUGAUUGUGAGUUGUCUAAUUUCUACAGUAAUCCUGAUUGCAUCAACUUUCUCUCUUAUUUGCAAAAGUCAGAAAACACUUAAACUUCUUCGCCCUGCAGAAAAAUGUGCCCAAAGUUCUCAAGCGUCGUCUAAUUCCAAUCCUUGAACUUUCUCCUCGUUUUUCUCUUUUUUUGUGUGUUUUUUUUGCGUGGAGAAAAUAAGUUAGGAAAAACGAAACAAUCGAAUCGAAUCGAAUCUAGAAUUUUAUGUGAUGAAAGUUUUUUUCGAACUUUUUUGGCUUCGAAUGUGUUUACUCGAGAAUGUGUUUGCACUUUUCACUCAAUAGCCUUUAAUUUUGUUUUUCAAAUGUUAGCAGAUAUUUUGCAAAUUCGCAAAAAAGAAACAUUCAAUUUGGGCUCGAGAAUUGUUGUUAAGUCUAUAUUAUCGGAUGAGAGCCUACGAUAGAGCAGAAAUUUCCUGCUGUGGUCUAGAACAGCUGUAUUCAUGUGCCCCGAAGCUAAUUUCAAUACGAAUUUUCAUGAAAUUUUCGGAAAAAAUCAUUUUUAUAUCUAUCAAGUUACGGUUUUUAGAACAUGUUUACUUGAAGUUUUCAACUUUUUUUGAAGAUUCUGCUGAAACUUUUUUUUUAUUGCUGGAUGUUCUCCAAAACGCAUCUUUUUUCGAAAAAAUUUGUAAAAUUUCAAAAGAAAAAAAAUUUCCGAUGACAUCAAAAGGUCGUUUCGUAUCUAAUUAUUUAUGUAUUAUGCACUUAUAAGUUAGUGGAUCUUGUGUUUUCUUAAAUUUUUGCAGCUAUCAAGUUACUGUUUCCAUUUUCGCAAAAAAUAAAAAUAUCAAUUUCCAUUUUCUUUCGUUUUUGCUGUCAAAUUAUCGUCUUGUUUUUGUUUUUUAUUCGUUUUUUUUCUGGAAAAAUUCAUGGAAAUUGUAUCCUUUUUGCUUGCUUUCUAUUUAUGUUAGUAAACAUUUUAAAAUAGAGUUUUUUCAAAACGUCAUAAUUAACCCAUCAAGUUUGUUGCUUGCUUCAAAAAAAAGAACAACACACAAACUUCCACAAUUUUCUAUUUGGACUCGUUUUUUUGUGCAAACCCAGAAGUAAAAUUUUUGAGAGGUUUUGAAUUAUUUAUAGAAUAUUUAUAGACAGAUGAGAGAAAAUCUUAUCAUGAAAAUAAGAAUCCGGAGCAAAAAAAGGUUUUCGGAAACCAUAGAAUAGACUAGAAAAUCGAAUUUAUGCUUGUUUUUUCCUGGAAUUUCUUCUUCUUCAGGAUCUGACCAAGCUUAUUUCAAAAGAAGUUGGUUUCUGAAAAUAAUUGGUCCUUCAAAUCUAAAAAUAGUUUUUUUUUUGAAUUUUGCAAGCAAAAUAUUAGGCUUCUUUCUUGAUCGAAAAGCGCUUUUUUGGUUCAGAACACGAAGUUUUUUAGCCUGGAAAUUUUUAUUUUCCACUUCUUGUCGAUACUUCUCAUCAAAAAUUCUCAAGGAUUUGUGAAUUUUUUUUAUUUCGGGUGGCAAAAUCUGUUUUCUUUUUUCUUGUUUUCAAGUCUGAACUUAGUGCAUCUUUUCAUGUGUGAGGCUUUGUUUAGUUCCUUAUUUUUGACAGAAACACUUCCAAAGUUGAACUUAUCAAAAAUUCUACUUUGAAAAAAUUCAAAGUCCAGAUGAAGUUUCAAACUUUGUCAACAUCUACUUACUUUUGGAAUUAAUAUGGUGAGGCUAGAAAAAAAACAAAGUUUUUAUAAUUCGACAGAAUUAUUGUCUUUUCCCUUUCAACAAUUUUUAGGCACAGAGUUGUGACUCCAUUAUUUUUUUUGUUCAAAACACGAUUUUCUCUCGACGCAUUUUUUGUCAUUUUUUUUCUUCAGAGUAUUUAUCUGAUUCAUUUCAAUAACCAACCAAAAAAUGGAUGAGAAAAGAUUUAAUUAUCCAUGAGCCGAGAGCUCUUAUUUCUUACUCAUUUCUCUUAUGUCAGUCACAUAGAUAAUUAGGGGUAUUUUCACGAAAAUCGCAUUUUUCCCUCCUCUUUUUUAUUUAUUCCCAUGUAUCUUUUUUCUAGGUUCGAAGAUCAUCAUCUCUUCAUACGUCACUAAAUCUUCAACCAAUCGACGAUUCCAAAUUAUCCGAAGUAGGUUUUGCAAAAGAAAAAAACAAGUAUAUUCCAUUUUAUUAUUAUUUCCGUUUUUAUUUUCAAGGUAUCCGCUCUCAGCCCGUCAAAUAGUUAUUUAUCCGUUUUCUCAACUCAAACAUCCACCUACGAUUUUUCAUCAAAUAUGACAAGGUUUGAAAAUUUAAGAUUUUUUAGACUUGAAAUUUUUCAGAACUUCGGCGAUUUCAAUUAAUUUACCAAACGCUCCACCAAAGUGAAUUUGUUUUCUGAAUUUUGAUUUGAUUUUUCCCUCUUGUGAACAAAAAUGCACUCUUACCCAUAAACACUCCAAUCGCACACGUGCUUUGAAAAAAUGUUAUACAAAUUUUUUUCUAGAUUUUGGAACAUUUAAAAUAUUUUGAAAUUAUCUUGCUAUAAAAUUGAAAAAUGAAAACAAUAGUUCACACUUGGUAAUUCUAUAUUUUUCCUGUAAUUAUCAAAAUUUUUAACAAAAACAAGAGCUUUAUAUUAAAUUUUUGAUGGUUUUUGAAACCUUAAGAAUUGUUUUUUUCUAAAAUUUGUCCAACUAUUUUUUUUGUAUCACAUUUUUCAAAGCACAGAAUCUAAAAAAACUAUCCUAUCUAUUUUUCCUCAAUUUUUCUCCUCAAUCAUUUUUCCUUUUUCAGAUAUCGAUGCUGUUUUGGAACUUGUCGAAUACGUGUCGGAGCAUGUAUUAUUGGAGUUGCUUGCAUUAUCAUUUCUAUUUUACGUGAGUUCCAAUUUUCUUCCAAUAAAUAAAUCUAAUAAUUAAUGAAUCUACAGUACUCUGCUCACUUCUUUCAAUUUCAACCGAAAUGACACCCGAAUCUCAAAGUCUUCUUUCUCCGCCAAUUAUUCUUUCAAUUGUUCAAUUUGCCACGUCAAUGGUUAUGAUUGUGGCAGUUUUGACGAGUUUUCAUCUUUUGUUGAUACCAUUUUUGGUGACUUGUGUGAGUUUGAAAAAUUAGACGUUUAAACCUACUUUUUACUUUCGAAAACACAAUCAAACUCGAACUGUUUCCCAAAAAAAUAAUAAAUAAAUAAAUAAAUAAAUAAAAGUCAAGCAGAACUAAAAUGAGAAAUAAGUAGCUCAUUUUCAGUACUCUACAGUAAUCUUCCAAAACUUGUAGGUAAUGAAUCUUCUUGGAUUAUUCGUUCUAUGUUCUUGGGCAGUUGUUCAUCGUGGCAAAUUAUCAGCUAGAAUUGUGACAUUAAUUUUGGCUGGUUCAACAGGUUCUUGCCUACUUUAUCUUUGGUUUAUUGCAAUAAUUGGAAUGACUUUUGUUUUGAUUCGAGAUCGAAAAUUGAUGGGUUAUGAUGAUGAAUAUGAUGUUGAAAACCGAACUUUUGAUCGAGCCAGUAGUUCUGUAGUUUGA